GAGCAGCACUUCACAUCCAGGAGGUCUGCUGGAACUCCUGUUCUCUCCCUCUUUAAACAGGAGUCCUUCAGGAACUGCUGCCAUGGCUCCAUGGAGGAGAUGGGAUGUUGAUGUCUAGAGUGUUUCCUGCUUCAGCUAAACUGAUCUUUUAACGUCAGAUUCCAGCUGAAAGCUCCACGGUGGAGUCCUCCAGGAAGAGAUGACUCGCUGCAGUGACAACGAUGAGGAGACUGAUGACGGUACAGAGAAACCCAGCAGAAACCAGAGGAAGAGAAGUAAAGGAGAGAAGCACGUUUCUUUCCCCCCAGAUGAGCAGAUCGUAUCAGGCUUUGCUGAGUCCAGAACCGCUGACAGGAAGGCUGACGUCUGCCUCACCUUGGCAGAGGUGAUGGAGGCCUACCUGCAGAGCUGCAGCAGACACCAGGUCCAGCCCAGAGAGCUCAUCCUGCAGCAGCUUCAGCAGGGUGUGUGUGGAGGUGGCAGCAUGGAGCGUCUGGAUCUCAAAGGUGAGCGAUUAGACCACCGCUCCUGUGAAGCUCUGGAAGCCGUCCUGAAAUCGCUGCACUUUGAUUUCAUCAAUCUGCAGGCAGCCCAACUGGAAGAAAAUGGAGCAUCGUCCUUGCUGGAUAUGAUUUUAUUCUAUGAAUCUACAACACAUCUUGACAUUUCUGACAACAGCAGUCUGGGAACAUCCGGCUGGAGGGCCCUGGCUCAUUUGAUAAAGCAGAGUGUGCGUCUGUCCAGACUGGAUGUGUGUAACGUGUCCCUGGUCAACUAUCCGGCACAGUCUCUAUCUAAGGCCCUGCUGACCAGCCGGCUCUCAGCGCUGCACCUCCACAACACCCAGCUCAGCGGCAGGCCCCUGUACACACUGGUUGGGACACUGAAGACAAACAGAGCUUUGAAAGAGCUUCACCUGACCAACAACCUGCUGAACAGCUACCAGGAUGCCUUGCAGCUGGGAGACCUGCUGCGAUACAACUCCACUCUACAGACUCUGGAGCUCAGCAACAACACUAUUGCAGAUGCUGGCCUGGAGGAGCUCUGUGACGGUCUGAGGUGGCAGACAGCAGGUCUGAAGGUCCUACUGCUGAGGAAUAACCAGAUCACUGCAGAGGGGAUGCAUCAUCUGGCCAAGGCUCUGCCGGGGCUGAAGGUCCUGCAGGUUCUGGAUCUGGGUGAGAACCUCCUGGGGAACAAAGGGGUCCAGAUGAUCAGGGAGCCUCUGAUGGUGAACAUCUCUGUGCUGCAGCUCGGCCUGGCCCAAGCUAACAUCUCCUGUGAAGGUGCCGUGGCGCUGGCUGAGUUCCUGGCAGAGAGCCGUCACAUUCAGAGGCUGGACCUCCGUCAGAACGAGGUGAAGGUUGGAGGCCUGAUGGCUCUUAGUCUGGCCCUGAGAAUCAACCGCUCUCUGGCUCGUCUGGACGUGGACCUCACGCCCUCACAGGAGCAGGAUGAGUUCCUGAAGGAGACCCAGACCCGACUCCAGACAGAGAUCACACAGCGCUGCCUCGCCAAUGCCAGCAGCUCCGGCCUCCAAACAGAAACCUCUGAGACCUCAACGACCAACCGACGAGAACCUGAACAGAAAUGAAGAGAGCUAACCCUAACCCCAGACCUCAAUGACCAAACGACAAGCUGACAGAAUGCUACAGCCUGAGCAUGCACACCGAUCACUUAAAGCCACCACAUGUAUUCAUCUCCCAGUGUUCCCAGUGUUCCCAGUCUAAACAGCUUAAUAUAAUAAUAAUUCCACUGCAAACAAUCAUAACCAUAAAACUCCAAAUCACUAAAAAAGGCAGAGAAGAGCUCCCUGAUGGAACGCCGCCUUCCUGCUGCUUCCAGCCUGAUGUUCCCACAGAGCUGCUCACUGUUUUCCAUACAGCAGUUUAGCAGCUCAGUCCAAACCUGACCAGAAAUGAAGAGAACUAACCGAACCAUAACCUUAACCCACUAACCCUACCACUAACCCUACUAACCCUAACCCACUAACCCUACCACUAACCCUACUAACCCUACUAACCCUAACCCUGACCACUGCACCUCCUCUAAAGUUAGCUGAUAAAUACUGCAUUAUUACUGAAGCAUCCUUUUUAACAGAGUGGUGAUUCCAUGGUGCAGACAUCCAUCCUCCACGAACCUCUACUGGAGGGUUCUGGUGCUGCUAUUUCCCUGUUGUGUGUUAGUUUGUUGUGUUGUAAUGUUGUGUUGUUAUGCUGUGUGGAGAAGGAGAGAGAGAGAGAGAGAGAGAGAGAGAGAGAGAGAGAGAGAGUGUGUGUGUGUGUCUGUCUGUCUGUCUGAGCAUUGACAGAAGGAAUGUCUUGGCGUGUCAGAUGGUUCUGUUCUGUAGUGAGGUGAGGUCCAGUGCUCCUGCAGCCCUGGAUGAUUCUUUUAUCCGUGGAUGGUCUAACUAUUGAAUUAGUAAUUAUAAUUAUUAGUUAUUGUUAUUAAACGGCCUGUAUCCUGUGAUCUGCUGAUGUGACUGAAUGAAGCCCUCCUCCCCUCCAGCAACCAUCAGCAGAUCACUGACUGACAUUUGAGAUAUCAGAGAUUCACACCCAGUGCACCUCUACAUACAUCCACACCCCUAGAUGACACUCCACUGCCCCCCGAGCCAGAGUGGGAGGUGUGUGUGAUUAUCUGGUGUGUGUGGAAGCAGACUGAUAGCAGUGUGUGACUCACCCUCCCACCCCCAGUCCUGCCUGAUGUUUCAGUCUCCAUCUCCCACCUCCUUCUUCUCCACCUCCAUCAUCACCCAUGUGGGCAUGGCGCCCUCCCAGCCUCCCUCUCCUCCAGCCAAAUAGGCCCCAGGACUGCAUUUCCAGCCCAGGUCUUCUCACUGGUGUCCCCCCCAGCCCAACCCUCCCUGAGGCCCCUGAACCCCCUCCAGUCCUGAUGGCAGAGGCAGAGGAGGCAGAUGCCCGGGCAGUGGGAGCAGGGCAGCAUCCAGGACAGCACCGGGCCUCCUUUAUCAUAGUUAGAGGAGGGAAGGCAAGGCAUGAAUAUCAGCACACACACAUACACACACAUACACACACACACACACACACACACACACACACGGACACAUAUGGACACACACACACAUGCUAUGCAGACUAAAGCAAACUGCAGCUUACACUGAAAAUAAGCAUUUAACAGUUUAUCAUACGAUAAAACCAGAAAAGCCCUCCAAGAGCUCAGUCCUCCUCCAAGGCUGCUCAUUCCCCCAUAUGUCAGAAAUGCAGCAUUUGUUUAUUAGUUACUGAUGAUCAGAAAUCACAGCACCAUAGAAUGUGCCCAUUUAUUAUAGAUGUACCCACAAACACAAUGACCUUGCGCUGAGCACAGGCGCAUGUUCUGCAUGUGUACGUUAUGUACGGAUACUGAAUCACGUGACCUAAAUAUGUAGCGGGCAUCAGCAGGCAGCUGACGUGUUUUUGAGUAAUGCAUAACAGACAGACAGACAGACAGUGUCAUAUGAAAUGACAGACAGCCCUGCUACAAUCAUUCGUCUGCAUAUAAAUUAAUUAUAAAUAACUGAAUACUGAAUUCACCAGAACUUCAUAGUCUCUGUAUGAGUGAAGACACUAGAUAGAAAGGUUUCAAGUGAUCUAGGAUUUUGUAUGAAGUGUAUUAUUAUUGCAUGCUUUUGCUAAGAUAUAGAAAAAUUAAACAAAAAUGUACUCGGUGGCUUUGUGUGUGAAUAUGAAUAAAUGUUGGUCCUUCUUUCAGGCGUGAUAUAAAUGUAAUCAUCUGGAAUAUCAGACUAAUACACACUGCUUUUUGGAAGAUGCCACAGAGGACAUAAACCACUGGUUAUUUCUCUAACUCUGUAUUUUUAAAGCUUGUUCUAAUAUCCACUGUGAAGUCAGCAUCCUAAAACAGCUACAGGGUUUAUCUGUGCAUUUAAGUCCAAUGGACCGAGCGUUGUCAGGAAGUGAAAGUUAAGAAGUUGUCCAGUAGAUGAUAACCGCAGUAUAACUUCUUAGUAAGAUACUGAAUUUUACCCCCUUGUAAUAAAAUUUAAUACCCUAUUGUGUACUGCUACUCAGUUAUACCAGAGUAAUGAUGGUGUUUUAUGAAGCACUGCCACAAAAUGAAUAACUGACAGAAUUCAACAUGAUGAACACGUAAACUACAUAUUUAUGGAUGACAGAACUGGAAAACAGAAUGUGCAGUUUGAACAUGUAUGUUACAGGCAACUAUAUGUUCAAAUGAGAAAACUGUGUAAACUAGCAGACACAGAGUUUGUUCUCUUGGGCCUCUGUAUCCCUAUGGAGAUAUUCCAUUAAAAAUCAUCCAUUUCAAGCUAGAAUAGUCAUUUACCACAUUAACAAUGUCUACACUGGAUUUAUCAUUCAUUUAAUGUUAUCUUCAUUGAAAAAAGCUGCAUUUCUUUUAAAACAAAGGACAUUUCUUAGUGACCUUAAACUUUUGAACGGUAGUGUAUUUAC
This is a messenger RNA of Amphiprion ocellaris (clown anemonefish), 4436 nucleotides long. RefSeq names its product protein phosphatase 1 regulatory subunit 37. The record is from RefSeq and is a predicted model, not a curated record. Gene Ontology annotation, molecular function: protein binding. Bases 200 to 1594 code for a protein of 464 amino acids. The transcript is spliced from 11 exons. Lineage: Eukaryota; Metazoa; Chordata; Actinopteri; Pomacentridae.